UGGUAACAGAAAGCCCGCCCAGCGCCAGCUACCGCUCAGCCUUCUGCGCUCUACAGCUCCCACUUCUCUCUCCCUGCACACAGUCUGGGGAGCGAAAAUACAACCGUGAUGGACUGGAUGAUCACUCUUGCAGUGUGCUUCUCAGGCUUGCAGGCGUCCCAAGCCUUUAACGUGGAAUCCCCAGCCUGGCGAACGUUGACUACAAAUUCUGGCGAUCCUUCUGGAUGGUUUGGAUACAAGGUCGUCCAGAUAGGAUCUGGCUUACUGGUGAGCGAGCCACUGUUGCAGACAUCCCCAACGCAAAGAGGCAGAAUCUACAAAUGCACUAAUAAGAAUUGUCAACCCAUCCCUCUCUCAGUUCCAGUGUUCGCCGUCAAUAUGUCUCUUGGUUUGACGUUGACGAAGGACCCAGCCUCUGAAAAUACUUUGGCAUGCGGUCCAACCCUUACAAGAGAAUGCAAGACUAUCAACACAUACAACGGAUUAUGCUUGAAGAUUAACUCUCAAAAUAGAGCUGCAUUGCAAAGACCAUCAAUUCUAAAGGAUUGUCCUGGCCUUUCGGACAUCGCCUUUCUGCUCGACGGCUCUGGCAGCGUAGAUGUUCGGGACUUCAACGCCAUGAAGGUCUUUGUCAAGCGUUUGGUCAGCUCCUUACGCGCUGGAGGCACACGGUUCGCCAUCACCGAGUACUCAGGAACUCCUAUAACUUAUUAUCAUUUUGAUAAUUUUGACCUCUCCAAGUCUUUGGAAAGUAAAAUCCUGUCAAUAACACAACAAGGUGGAGGAACGAACACGGCACGAGCCAUCGAGCAUGUUGUUACACAAGUCUUCUCACCAACCAGAGGGUCUAGGAGAAGCUCAAAGAAGGUUUUGAUCGUGAUUACCGAUGGCGCGUCACAGGACUUCUCAAAUUUAGAUCGCGCAGUCAAUGGCGCGGAGGCAAAGGGCAUCGUUCGAUUUACAAUCGGGGUGGGGAGAGCCUUCGACCAGUAUCGUGCAAAAGCAGAGUUGGAGAAGAUCGCGUCUAGACCACCCAAAACACACGUGUUCCGCGUUAGCAACUUUGACGCCCUGGACAAAAUCAGGGACACACUGGAGGAAAGCAUCUUCUCUAUUGAAGGAACUCAGACAGGUGACUCUUUGAUAAUGGAGAUGGCCCAGGAAGGGUACAGCGCAGCCUUCGUCCCGGGGGGUGGGUUUCAGAUGGCAUCUGUCGGAGCGUAUGAUUGGAGUGGGGGCUUUCAGGGCUACUCAUCUGAUGGUCAGCUUACAUUUCCACAGGACGAACAGUUUGUGGAGAAAGACAGCUAUCUAGGCUACUCCAUGGCUGUUGCUCAUACCAGAAGUGGACCUCUAACCAUUGUAGGGGCGCCGAGAUACCUUCACAGAGGAGUAGUGUUUGUCUAUCCUAAAUCUUUGGACAUCUCUAAAGGCCAGAAGGUUGACCCCUCUCCAUGGCAGGUCUGUCAGCAGGAAAUCUCUGUCCAAACAAAGUCUCAGAUUGGUGAGUAUUUUGGGGCGGAGAUAGUGACCAUGGCAGUGAAUCCCACCCGUCAGAUGUUCACCAAAGUGGUCCUCAUCGCCGCCCCUCUGCACAUGGAGGAGGACUGGGAGGGCCGGGUGUACGUCUGCCCCCUCACCGCCUCUAGAGUGGACUGCCAGUUUGAGGAGCCGGUCGUCCUGCGAGGACAAGCGGGGGAGAGAGGGAGGUUCGGAUCCUCCAUGGCUCCCCUCCCUGACCUCAACCAGGACGGGGUCUAUGACCUGGCCGUCGGGGCCCCGCUGGAGAACCAGGGCCAAGGCAGCGUGUACAUCUUCCACGGCGACAUGAGAGGCACCAUAAACCCCAGGAUCUCGCAGAGGGUUGCAGGCUCAGACAUCCAGCCGGGACUGCAGUUCUUCGGCCUGUCCAUCAGCCAGUCCUCCUCUGACCUCAGUGGGGACGGACUCCCUGAUUUAGCCGUAGGGUCAAAGGGCAAAGUGUUCCUACUCAGGUCCAAACCCAUUGUGAUGGUGGAAGCUCAAGUGACCUUCACUCCGGCCCAGAUACCACCCAGCCCCUCUGACUGCCUCACCCCGGUGAACGUCUCCGCUGAAGUCUGCUUCACAAUGAGCGGCCCACUUUCGGUCCUACAGACAGUACAAGCCGGGAUCAAUUUCACUCUGUCACUGGACGGCACCCGAAAGCGAGCCUACUUUUUCCCGAAUGUGCGCGCGCUGGGCGAGUCUUUCACUCUCAACCAGCAACGAAGCUGUUACACCUACCGAGUGGUCAUUGAGCCCUGUCCCGAUGACUCUCUGAACGACUUGUACAAUGAGCUGACCUUCUCGUUCGUCGGCCUCCCCUCAAAGGACAACCUCAGGCCCAGUCUGUCCCAGCUAGCCCUCACCACCAGCUACCAUCCACUGAGCUUCAAGAUCAACUGCGAAAAUGCGUGUGUGGAUGAACUCAAAGUCGGUUUCAACUUCAGUGGCUCCUCUGCCGUUCGGGUCGGCAUCGAUGACUUACUGAACGUGACGACGUCCCUCACCAACCUGGGAGAAGACUCGUACAACAGCCAGGUGGUUCUGACCUACCCCGCAGGACUGUCCUUCAGGAAGUUCAGCACCCUGCAGGGGCGGGUGGAGUGCAGCUCGGUGGACAGUGAGAAUGGCCUGACUCCCGGACGGAGCAGCUGCUGGGUCUACAGACCCAUCCUCAAGACCAACGCUAAGGCUGUGUUCACCGUGUCCUACGGCAUCGACUCCAACAGUCGGCUGAGCCACAAGAUUCGGAUCACAGCCAAGGCCAACAGUGGAAACCUGGAUCACUCACAGCAGAGUGUACUGAACCAGAUGGAGGAGAUCGACGUGAAGUACAGCAUAUUCCUUUCCAUCGCCAGCUCACUCAGUUACACCAACUUCACCUUCGGAAGAAAGGAUUUACACAAACCAGUGGUGAAUCCAGUAACGGUGUUAAACUUUGCGAGGGCUUUUAAUGUGACGGUGCUGAUCAAGGUUCCUGUGCGGCUCGGAGGCAAACACAUCUGGCAGGAGAGGGAAGACCUCCAGGUUCCAGAGUGCCGGCGAGACGGCGUGGAGCCGGCGGCCCGUCCAGACUUUCUGGCGGAGGUUCAGCAGAGCCUCACAGUGGACUGCUCGGUGGCGAGCUGUCUGGUGUUCAGGUGCAACAUGUUCAUGGGUCGGGCGCAGAGCAGCACCUUCACCAUCAACGGCAACCUCAGCUCUGGGUGGAUCGCACAGAUCGGUAUUCAGUCGGCUAAGUUCCUCCUCAUAAGCACAGCCACCCUGGAAUACGAUGAGGACACAUACAUUUUCUUUUCCACCGAGUCUAAACACACCCCUCCCAUCCGAAAGAUCGUCACUGAGGUGGAGGUGUACCCGGUAGCAAAUUUCACUAAAGAGAUCGUUGGAGGCACCUUCGGAGGACUGCUCCUGCUGGCCAUCAUUACGGCCGCUCUAUAUAAGGCUGGCUUCUUCAAGAGUCAAUACAAACAGAUGAUUGAAGAAGCUGGCGCUUCUGGGGAAGGUGGAGAUGGUGGCGGAGAUGGUGGCGGAGAUGGUGGCGAAGCACCGUGAACCAGGCAGACCACCCUUCCAUGCUAAGAUGCUCAUUUGAAUGCUUCAGUCCCAUGAUUCCCUCCCCACAUCCCAUAUUAUUAAUGAUUUUGUUUAUUGUACACAUAUAAAACCUAAUGAUUACACCUUUAGGAUAAAACUCUUUUUGAAAACCAUUGUAAUUAUGAACUAUUUCUUUUUACAUGUAGAACUACCAUUCGUUCCUUUUGGCCAGACAGGUCAACAAAUAAUUGGCCAAAUGUAAAUACACUAUAACAAAAAAUAAAUCAUCCCCCGCAUUUAAUACAUUUGUUGUGUUAAUAAAUGGAAUAAAAAUAUAUAUUUUA
Gadus macrocephalus (Pacific cod) is the source of this 3905-nucleotide messenger RNA. Its product is annotated as integrin alpha-X-like. The transcript is spliced from 30 exons. Gene Ontology annotation, molecular function: integrin binding. The record is from RefSeq and is a predicted model, not a curated record. Gene Ontology annotation, biological process: cell-matrix adhesion; cell-cell adhesion; cell adhesion mediated by integrin. NCBI's taxonomy places the organism in Eukaryota, Metazoa, Chordata, Actinopteri, Gadiformes, Gadidae. Gene Ontology annotation, cellular component: external side of plasma membrane; integrin complex. Bases 109 to 3579 code for a protein of 1156 amino acids.